AGCCUGUGUUUGUGUUGCAGUACCAAUGACAGGAUUCACUCAGCGUGCCACCAUCGACCCAGAGCUCAAUGAGAUCCACGUUCUAUCAGGACUCAGCAAAGACAAAGACAAACGCGAGGAGAAUGUACGCAACUCCUUCUGGAUCUACGACAUUGCACGCAACAACUGGUCAUGUGUUUAUAAGAAUGACCAGGCGGUGAAAGAAAACCCCACUAAGGCCCUACAGGAAGAGGAACCUUGUCCUCGUUUUGCUCAUCAGCUUGUCUAUGACGAGUUGCACAAGGAUUGGCUGAUUAGAAAUCUGACCCGAUAACCCAAAGUUUGUAGGAGUCAACCCACACUUACAUCAAGGAAG
This is a messenger RNA of Sinocyclocheilus grahami, 355 nucleotides long. Its product is annotated as muskelin-like. NCBI's taxonomy places the organism in Eukaryota, Metazoa, Chordata, Actinopteri, Cypriniformes, Cyprinidae. Gene Ontology annotation, cellular component: cytoplasm. The record is from RefSeq and is a predicted model, not a curated record. The transcript is spliced from 3 exons. The coding region runs from base 26 to 313 and encodes 95 amino acids.